Messenger RNA from Pocillopora verrucosa, 2211 nucleotides. Its product is annotated as monocarboxylate transporter 10-like. The record is from RefSeq and is a predicted model, not a curated record. Gene Ontology annotation, molecular function: monocarboxylic acid transmembrane transporter activity. Gene Ontology annotation, cellular component: membrane. NCBI's taxonomy places the organism in Eukaryota, Metazoa, Cnidaria, Anthozoa, Scleractinia, Pocilloporidae. Gene Ontology annotation, biological process: transmembrane transport.
UAUCUGACAUAGCAAUGGUUAAUAACAUCAUGGAGCGGCGUCCUGAUAGCUUUUGGUCAUGCCUGGUUUGUGCAGCAUCCGUAUUGUCUAUUCUGAUCGCAACUAGCGGUCCAUACGCCUUUGGAUUGCUUCUUCCUCCUUUAAUGGAUGAAUUCAGCGCAACCAGACAAGAAACAGCAUGGGUCGGAUCCUUGAACACGGCUUGUGGCUACAUUCUUAACCCAUUCAGCGUCCAUGUUACGGAUCGUUUCGGCUUCCGGGCUACCGCCAUUCUGGGAUCUGUGUCGAGCUUAAUAGGCGUAGGCCUGGCUUCAUUCUCUGCUCAGCUAUGGAUGAUGUACCCAACUUAUGGCUUCCUGAUGGGGUUUGGAAACACAACGAUCUAUAGUACAUCGAUGCUGGUCGUUUUAAAGUAUUUUGUGAAAUGGCGUUCUGUGGCGGUCGGACUCGUCGCAUCGGCAACAUCGGUUGCUGUGUUUGCCAUGACACAAUUUGUUCAAGCACUACUAAGUGCCUUUGGCUGGCGAUGGGCCAUGCGAGGAAUAGCGAGUCUGUUUUUGAUGUGCGGUUUGUGUUCAGCUUUAUAUCUACCGGUCAACAAGGCGAAGGAGAGUGAUGAACAAACUUCGGAUAGAAUUGGAACAGACAAGAAGAAGGAGAAUGAACCACAUGUACUGAAGAACCGCCGAUUUUUGGUAUUUUGCUCUGCAAAUACAAUUGUCAUGUUUGGAUACUACAUUCCAGUUGUACACAUCAUCAAACAUUGUGAGCAAGAACUGCAGAUUCCUGAACAUAAAUCCUUCAUACUCUUCACUUACCUCGCUGGAGCGUCUGUUAUCAGCCGCCUUGUGUUCUGCAAAUUGGGAGACUUUCAAUGCGUCAGCCGUUUCUUUCUUUAUCAAGUGUCCGUGGUCAUAUAUGGGAUAUGUGUGUUAUUAUUACCAUUUGUAAAAACGUUUAACUCUUUGGUGAUAAUAUUUGUUGUUUUUGGACUUAUGGACGGCGGUGCACUGGGUCAGUUUUCCCUCCUUGUUUUAGGCUGUGUCGGUCAAAGAAAAGUGAAUCAAGGCUGGGGUUACGCCAUGUUUAGUAUAGGUUUUGGAGUCGGCACUGGACCUCCACUCGCAGGUUUUAUGGCGGACGAGAGUGGUUCCUACGCAGUAGCCUUUUAUUUAUCAGGAGUAGUGCUUAUAGCUGGAGCUGCUAUCACACUGCUGAUGAAGUUUGUAAAGCAAACAGACGUAACCGAAGGCCCUGAAGAAGUCAAAGCCCAAGAAAUGGGAAUUCUGAUUGUAGAGAAAGUCACCGUUCUUUAAUUGAGUUCGGAGAGUAGAAAAUUUCCAGGUCAAUUUACAAAAAUUUCACAAAAUAAUACUCAUCACCGUAUUAUUGCAAUUUCAUAUCUUCCUGUAUUUAUUUCGUAUCCUCAGAAACUAGUUUGUUUUUCGAUUGUGAAAGAAAAUGGCCUUUAAUAUAUGUCGGUUUAAAUGGUGGCCCACAGUACAAGGAGGAGUUUGAAUUCUGAGGCAAAUCAACCACCAGAAGGAUGUGGUUAUUACUACGUUGUCAGGCAGAACAGUGCAAAAGAAGCAAAACAACAACAACAACAAAAAAAGUUCUGUCACUACCUGUAUGAGUUUAAGACCAUUUAUUUGCAAUUGGUUAACAGGAAAAGAAGCAUUCAAAUGUAUCUCUGUGAUUGUUAAAACGCACAAAUCCGCAGAUCCUUUGGUAGAAGUCAGUGAUUUCGUUCAUCUUCAGACAUUAACUGAAGAUACUUAUCGACCGGUAAUUAUUUACCGCCUGAAGAUAACGGAGGAUUUGGAUUGUGUCGCGAUAACAAUAAUCUGGCCCACUCCUCCCCCCUCACUGGCAAUUAAUUUACUGGCAAUUCCCUAUAGUUCCCCCUUCAAACUCUGCUGGCGACGACUUAUCCCUCCUCCGUUCCCAGUGUAAAACAUUUGAUCCCCCUUAAAGUUAUCCACUUCUCAGCAGACUAAACAAUAACUAGUACCUUGAACAAGGAGGCCAGCGUCAUUGAAAUAUUCUGUAGGUAGUCUCCGCUCAGGUUUCCAUUUGUGUCAUCAUUUAUGACUGCAGAUGAGGUGUCAGUCCUCUGGUUUGCUGACUGGCUAAAUGGGCAAAUCCAUUCAAAGUUAUCCAUCACCUGCAAUGCUUCUUAAUGUUUGUGUUUGAUGUUUCCACUCUUAA